AUGCAGAAGCAACAGACAAUCUAUCUCACUGCUUAUUUCUGUCCAUUAUCUAUCUAUCUAUCUAUCUAUCUAUCUAUCUAUCUAUCUAUCUAUCUAUCUAUCUAUCUCUCUUUCUUUCUUUCUUUCUUUCUAUGUCAGUUUGUUUUUUCUAUUUCAAUCUAUUUCUAUUUUUUCUUUCUUUCGUUUUUCUUUCUUUUUCAAUCUUUUUUUCUUCCUUUCUAUUUCAACCUGUUUCUAUCUAUCUAUCUAUCUAUCUAUCUAUCUAUCUAUCUAUCUAUUUCAGUCUUUCUUUCUUUCUUUCUUUCUUUCUUUCUUUAUAUAUCAGUUUGUUUUUUCGAUUUCAAUCUGUUUCUCUUUUUCUUUUUUCUUUCUUUUGUUCUUUCUUUCUUUUUCAGUCUGUUUCUUUUUCUUUCUUUCUAUUUCAAUCUGUUUCUAUCUAUCUAUCUAUCUAUCUAUCUCGUAGACUCAUCCUUGUUUGCUGUUUUGAUCAAUCACAAUAUCUAUCUAUCUAUCUAUCUAUCUAUCUAUCUAUCUAUCUAUCUAUCUAUCUAUGAAAGAGCGAUAGAGAGAUCAUUCUUUCUUUCUUUCUUUUUCUUUCUUUCUUUCUUUCUUUCUUUCUUUUUCUUUCUUUCUUUCUUUCAGUUUCACUGA
This is a messenger RNA of Acanthosepion pharaonis, 651 nucleotides long. Lineage: Eukaryota; Metazoa; Mollusca; Cephalopoda; Sepiida; Sepiidae. The record is from the annotation of a GenBank genome assembly.